AUGACAACAAUAAAUUACGGGGUUGACUAUUACGAGGUGGUUGGAGCAUCAGAAACAUUGACAGGAGCCAAGUUAAAACAAAAAAUCCUUUCAGAAUUUCAAAAACUAGAUGUAGAAAUUCGAACAACCAUCCCCCAAAGAAUCCAAAAGGAAGCCAAAGGAAAACUGCGAGUUGAGUUAGGUAGAGAGCCGACUCAGACAGAAGAGUUAGACUACCUUUACGAAAAAACUCAAAACCCCGACACUAACAAAAGAGAUAAAGAAUACGUGGAAAAAUCUCAAAAAUUUCAACUGGUAAAUGAGGCACGAGAAAUCUUGCUAAAUAGCAAUAAAAAAAGUCAAUAUGAUAACCUCCAUAAUAGAAAAAAAGAAGUUAAAUGUUAUGACCACAAUACAGGAAUUUAUGGCGGCAAAUUAGAAGCAAAAUGGGCCUCCAAUGCCUAUGAAAAAAAGCAAUCUGAAAUUCAAGAAGUAGAAAAUAGGUUACGGAAACUAAAUCUUACUGAAUUCAAAAAUACGGUAGAAGAUUUAUUAAAUCAAGAAGCAGCCGAUAACGAAUUAGAUGCCGAGAACAUGAAGGAAGAAACCCAAGAAGCGAUCGAAAAAGCCAAAAAUGACCCCACUUCAGAAAAAAUAACCCAAGCCGAGGAGAAAAUUUGCCAAAAUGGAGCCGAUAACAGGCUAAAAACCCUUCUAACUCAAAUUGAAAAUAGACUUAACAGCAAUGAUUUAGAUUGGGAAGAAAUAUCUGAAGCAAUCGUUAACUUAUCAAGUUAUUUAAGCACUGAAAAUAAAUAUCAAAAAAAAGCUUAUGAAAAUCAAGCAUCUCACUUAAAUAGCAUACUAAAUCGACUACAAAAUAAUACCGAAGAAACUACUCAAACUCCUUGGUGA
Molecule: messenger RNA, 894 nt
Organism: Ambispora leptoticha
Lineage: Eukaryota; Fungi; Glomeromycota; Glomeromycetes; Archaeosporales; Ambisporaceae
Source: the annotation of a GenBank genome assembly